Molecule: messenger RNA, 6582 nt
Organism: Sphaerodactylus townsendi
Lineage: Eukaryota; Metazoa; Chordata; Lepidosauria; Squamata; Sphaerodactylidae
Gene: ADCY6
Product: adenylate cyclase 6
Exons: 23
Coding region: 506-4015 (1169 amino acids)
Biological process (GO): adenylate cyclase-inhibiting G protein-coupled receptor signaling pathway; adenylate cyclase-activating G protein-coupled receptor signaling pathway; intracellular signal transduction
Cellular component (GO): plasma membrane
Molecular function (GO): adenylate cyclase activity
Source: RefSeq, a predicted model, not a curated record
GUGAACGGCUGGGUAGCGUGAUAGUGUGUCCACCAAAGGGGUCUCAAGGUAUCUGAGUCUGAUAGCAGCCAGCUGGCACUUGGGCCUCCUUGAAGGACAAGGAGAGUUCUGCGAUCAACAGGUGGCCACUGCAAUUUGUAGGUUUUCCCCCGUAAGCCAUAAUUAUCAGAUGAAAACUAGGAAUGCAAGACUCGGGAUCCGGGUGCGGGGCUGGAGGAGAUUCUCGAGGCCAAGCUCUGCAUUGUGAAGAUCAGGCAUCUGAACUAAGAUAAGUCCGCCGGCUGGCCCAAGAAAUCGCUGUAAGGAGUAGUAAGGCAGCAGGCAAUCGUUCGUGCAAGCCAAAGGAAUCCAUGCCCUCCGAUGGGGAGGGGCUGCACUACCGGGCCAGGUUGCAGUCUUGGCUCAAGGUUGAAAUAAGAGAGACGUCCCCCACGGUUUCCAGUCUGCCUUCCCUGUGAGAGAUCCAUGACUCCUCAACACACCCCAUUCCCAGUGGCCCUCCAGCAUGUCCUGGUUUAGUGGCAUCCUGGUGCCCAAGGUGGAUGAGCGGAAGACUGCUUGGGGCGAGCGCAAUGGGCCCAAGCGCCAUCGCCCAGCACUUUGUGGCCCACGCUACAUGAGCUGCCUACAGGAUCCAGAGCUGGAGUGCGGAGGUAGUGGGGGGCUGGGGCUGAACUGUUCAUGGCAGGAGGACCACUACGGCAAGAAGCCGCAGCCGCCAUUGCCACCCGGGACUGGAGACCUGGGACUCAAAGCUGUGGAUCUGGGCUUUGAGGAUGGCAGCAGUCCAGGGAGUGAGGCCAAGGGACUCUCAGCAAGCGAUUGCAGCCGGCGCCUCCUGCAGGUGUUCCGUUCCAAGCGUUUCCGCUCCGCCAAGCUGGAGCGCCUCUAUCAGCGCUACUUCUUCCAGAUGAACCAGAGCUCGUUGACUGUGCUCAUGGGAGUCCUGGUGCUCGCCUGUGGCAUCAUGCUGCUGUUUCACUGUGUGCCUGGUGCCCCCCGUGUGCCCUACGCUUCCACUCUUGCUGUGGCGGCUACUCUCUUUUUGUCCCUCAUAGUCCUUUGCAACCGAACUGGCUUCCACCAGGACUGCAUGUGGGCCGUGAGCUACCUGGUCAUCGGGGUACUUUGUGGUGUGCAGGCCGUGGGCACCCUUCUGGUCUCGCCACGGAGUGCCUCUGAAGGGGUGUGGUGGAGUGUCUUCUUCAUCUACAUCAUCUACACUCUUCUGCCUGUGCGCAUGCGGGCAGCCGUCCUGGCUGGGGCUUUGCUUUCAGUGCUUCACCUGGUAAUCUCUUGGCAUCGAAACCAUAUGGACUCCUUCUUCUGGAAGCAGCUCAGUGCCAACAUUUUGAUCUUCCUUUGCACCAACAUUAUUGGCAUUUGUACCCACUACCCUGCCGAGGUGUCACAACGCCAGGCCUUUCAGGAGACACGGGGCUACAUCCAGGCACGACUGCACCUGCAACGUGAGAACCGUCAGCAGGAGCGGCUUCUACUGUCUGUGCUGCCGCAGCACGUGGCCAUGGAGAUGAAGGAAGAUAUCAACACCAAGAAGGAGGACAUGAUGUUCCAUAAGAUUUACAUCCAGAAACAUGACAAUGUCAGCAUCCUGUUUGCUGACAUUGAGGGUUUCACUAGCCUGGCAUCUCAGUGUACGGCACAGGAACUGGUUAUGACGCUAAAUGAACUCUUUGCACGUUUUGACAAACUGGCUGCGGAGAAUCACUGCCUCCGCAUCAAGAUCCUAGGUGAUUGCUACUACUGUGUCUCAGGGCUACCGGAACCACGGGCGGACCACGCCCACUGCUGUGUGGAGAUGGGCGUUGACAUGAUUGAGGCCAUUUCGCUGGUACGUGAGGUGACAGGUGUGAAUGUGAACAUGCGUGUUGGGAUCCACAGCGGGCGCGUGCAUUGUGGAGUCCUGGGGCUGCGCAAGUGGCAGUUCGAUGUCUGGUCCAAUGAUGUGACCUUGGCCAACCACAUGGAGGCUGGCGGAAAAGCUGGGCGGAUCCAUAUUACACGGGCAACACUGCAGUACCUGAAUGGGGACUAUGAAGUGGAACCUGGACAGGGGGGUGAGCGGAAUGCCUACCUUAAAGAACAUAACAUCGAGACCUUCUUCAUCGUGGGUUGCAGCCAGAAACGAAAAGAAGAGAAGGCCAUUUUAGCCAAGUUGCAGCGGGCCCAGGCCAACUCCACAGAGGGUCUGGUACCUCGUUGGGUGCCUGAGCGUUCAUUCCCCCGGACCAGGGACUCAAAGGCCUUUCGUCAGAUGGGGAUUGAUGACUCCAGUAAAGACAACCGAAGUACACAGGAAGCCUUGAACCCUGAAGAUGAGGUGGAUGAGUUUCUGGGCCGGGCCAUUGAUGCCCGAAGCAUUGACCAGCUGCGCAAGGAUCAUGUUAAACGCUUCUUGCUCACUUUCCAGAAACCAGAGUUGGAGAGAAAGUAUUCCAAGAAGGUGGACACUCGCUUUGGGGGCUACGUGGCUUGCACUGUGCUCGUCUUCUGCUUCAUUUGUUGUAUCCAGAUUGUCAUCUUCCCUCACUCCCCUCUGAUGCUCGCCGCCUACAUCAGCAUCUUCGUCACCCUGGCCACCAUCCUGUUUGUCUGCGCCAUCUACUCCUGCCUUGGCGUGAGUGACUCAGUUCAUUGGGACCCCUGUCCCUUUCCAGUCACUUUGCAGCAGCUGUCCCGCAAGAUCAUCCAGUCUCGAACCAACAGCACGAUCACUGGUGUGGCGGCAAUUCUGCUGGUCUUUGCCUCUGCCUUCAUCAACAUGUUUGCUUGCAGCCGGGUUCAGCUGCAGCACUGUGUUGCUGAUUUUCUGAACAUUACUCCACCUGCUGUGGGUCCCUGCCUUCUUCGUGCCCUCAACUACUCACUGGCAUCAGACAAUCCACCCUGCCAGGGACAUGGUGCUUCUAGCUGCAGCUUUCCUGAGUAUUUCACUUAUUCAGUGCUGCUGAGUCUGUUGGCGAGCUCCGUUUUCCUGCACAUCAGCAGCCUGGGGAAGCUGGCACUGCUGGUGGGGAUGGAGGCCGUGUACCUGGCCCUGGCAGCAGGCGCUCAGGGGAUGCUAUUUGACAACUACGACUUGCUGGUGGUUGCUAAUGCCUUGCCAACAGCUGUUAAUGAGACCCAGAAUGGCCAAGACUGCCAAACAGAAGGGAAGAUGGCCCUGCAGUACACGACUCCGGUCAUCCUGCUGCUUUUCGCCUUGGCCCUUUAUUUGCAUGCCCAGCAGGUGGAGUCUACUGCCCGUCUUGACUUUCUCUGGAAGCAACAGGCUACAAGUGAGAAAGAGGAGAUGGAAGAGCUGCAGGCCUAUAACCGCCGGCUGUUGCACAACAUCUUGCCGAAGGAUGUGGCUGCUCAUUUUCUGGCCCGUGAGCGCCUCAAUGAUGAGCUGUAUCACCAGUCGUGUGAGUGCGUCGCUGUCAUGUUUGCCUCCAUCAGCAACUUCUCAGAGUUCUAUGUGGAGCUGGAAGCCAACAAUGAGGGCGUUGAAUGUCUGCGAUUGCUCAAUGAAAUCAUUGCUGACUUUGAUGAGAUUAUCAGCGAGGACAAGUUCAGGCAGCUUGAGAAGAUCAAGACAAUAGGCAGUACCUAUAUGGCAGCUUCGGGGCUGAAUGACAGCACCUAUGACCGCGAGGGACGCUCCCAUAUUACAGCACUGGCAGACUACGCAAUGAGACUCAUGGAGCAGAUGAAAUACAUCAAUGAACAUUCUUUCAAUAACUUCCAAAUGAAAAUUGGGCUGAAUAUUGGGCCAGUGGUAGCUGGGGUGAUUGGAGCUCGGAAGCCGCAAUAUGACAUUUGGGGCAACACUGUCAAUGUCUCUAGCCGUAUGGACAGCACUGGUGUCCCCGACCGUAUUCAGGUGACCACUGAUCUUCAUCAGGUAUUGGCAGCCAAAGGUUAUCAGCUGGAGUGUCGUGGGGUCAUCAAGGUCAAAGGCAAAGGCGAAAUGACCACCUAUUUCCUGAACGGAGGUCCAUCUCUCAGUUAGCAAGAGCCUUUGCUAUGAAGGGACAUCACUGGCUGGGCUCAAGCAGCAGGGGGUGAUGUGGUUCUCUCUGCACCCUCUCUUCCCUCUCUCACUACUUGCUCCGGAUUUUAGAUAUACCCUUCAAAAAAGGGAAAACCCCUACAGCCUCAAAACAGGAUCUUUGAUGGUGUUGAAAAGAGGAAACAUGGGGGCGUCACUUUACCCCAUAAGAGACUUCUUUAUUUUUAAUUUAUUGGGAGCAAUGCCUAAUUUGGAGUGCCCCCUUUUGGGCCCAUGUGGGUGCUAUUUUAGGGGUAAGAAAGCAAACCCUUUAAUGUAAACUUUCUGCCUCUCCUGGGAUUGAACCAAAAAAAAAAAACCCAGUGAGGAGAGGUUGCAACAGAGGAUAAAUACCCCUUUUUCUAUUUCUGGAUCUAGAAAGCAGAUGCUUGGUUUUAUUAGGGAAGGUGGGUUUGGGGGCAGGGGAUAUUACUUUAUCCAGAAUUGGCUGGAUGCUUUUGAGAGGAACCCUUUCUCUUUUGUGGUGCCCUUUGCCAAGACUUCCAGAAAGUGCAGCAGCAGCGUUGUUCCAGUCGGGGAGGCGGCUUGCCCCCCCAAUGCAGUUCCAUUGUUGCCAUCUGCAGCACACUCACACUGACCCUCCCCCCCUCUCUCUCACUCACUGUGAAGUUCGGGAAUGUAUUUUUCCCCUGUUUUUUUGGGUUUUUUUGCAGGGGAGUGUUGUCAUUCGGGGUACAGUUAUCAUUUGCCAAAUUGCUUUGCCUGUUUGGAAUUUAAAGGACUUGUGACAAGUGCUGGGGUAUCCCAAGAAGUGAGAAUUGGGGUUGUGGUUUUGAUGCCAAAGAGAAGGCAGGGAAGGGUCCUAAUUCCCUUUACCUUCCCCUGCCAUCCCACCUCCCAUAUUAGUCAGGAGAAAAGUUAUCUUAACCUGCCUUAGGUGCCUGAAGUAGGGGGAAGAUGGUUCUAUGCGCAAGGGAACUUAAUGUCUUCUGUUGGCGUCCCAGUGAGGAAGAUGUUCCAGUUCUGUAACAGGAGCUCUCUCAUAGAAUUGGAAGACCAGGCAAGUUCCUUGGGCCUUUUCUACUAAGUGCCAAGUCAUCUCCCUUUGCUACUGUAAGUUUCUGCCAUGUUUCUCCACCACUGGGUUCAGACCCUUGGUCCUUUUGGCCACAUUUGCUGGGGUGUGGGAAUCUUCCCCAUGUUUUUCCUUCAGAAUCACUAUAGCUCUAGAAAAGCUGUUUGAGAGACAUGCUGUGCAGACUAGUCAUUGUCUCCCUCUCACGUCAGCUGAUGUGCUAACACACUGUUGGUUAGCAAUCGGGAAUGGGAGGCUGCCUGCUCCAAUGAAAGCUUGUUGUGGCUUCCUGCUUCGUAAGGCUCUCUAUCUCUUGUGACUUCCUAUGGGGGAGGGAUGGGAAAAGAAUUGCUCUCAUUUUGCUGACUUCCAGUGUGUAAGGUUGAAGGAGUGUUGGGGGUAAGGAUUGGGCAACUUGCCCCAGAACACUUGAUGGUUGGGCGAGGGCAACUGCAAGCAGUGAGUGGUCCCAGGACUCACAGUCACUUCACCAUCAGUAGCCUCCACUUGGUGGCAGGAGCUAUUGAGCUGUAGCCUCCACUUGGUGCCAUGAGUAUGGCCCAUGGCGGUGGGAGUAAGUGGAUCUGUGGCUACCCUUUUGAAAAUAUUCCAUUUGCUGAUUGCUGGCCUGGCUCUUAUAGAAGCCAGCAGACAUUUCAGGUGUCCUUACUUCUUAGGUUUUAAUUAUGUCAUCUUUCCCUUCCUAUUUUAUGGAGAGCAUGGGACUGUACGUGCUGUUUGGGCUCGGAUUCCUUUCCUCCAGAGACCUGAUCCCUAUUUACAUUUAACUCUGUCGCAGGUGCUCCCAUCUCCCAUCAACAGCUCUGGACUGAACUGGUUGGCAGCAUUUUAAAGGGAUGUAUACCAUUACCAUUGUUUGGUUUUGAUUCCAUUUAAUGCAAACACACCUCCAUAUCAAGUGGAAUUCCAUUAUCAGCCUGUACAGAUACUGGUAUGGAGAUUCCUUGAAAAUAUGCUUUCUUUUACUCAACUUAUGUCAAAAAGUGACAUGUAAUCAGGAGCAUUCAACCCAUGAAGAGGCAAGAAGGCUCAGUAGAGACUGACUUGAAACUAUGGAAAUGAAGGGAGAAAAAAGUGCUUUAAUGCAAAGGGGAGAAAGGAAGUUUUUUAAAGGGAGAACGCAAGUUUUGGAUUUUUUUUUAAGUUCUCAGUGGUUAAAAAAAGCUUUUAUUACUUUAUGUUUCUUGUUUUAAGUUAUGUUUUACUGGACAGAAACUGCCCCUGUGCAUAGCCUGUGUGGAUUAUUGAUGCCCCCUUGGGGAAGGCUAUGCAAAGAAGAGAAAAAUGAGAAGUUUUUUGAAAGUUUCCCCCCCCAAAAUCUCCCCAUUCCUUACAGGGCUAGUGCUAAAACAGCUUUAUUGUGUUUUGGGGUGGUGGUGUGUGAAUGGAAUGGGCGAUUAUGGCACUUAUUUGGUACUUUUUUCCUUUUGUGUGUAUAUAUAAAUUAUAUAUUAAAAAUCACUUUCUAUUA